AUGCAGUCAACAAAUCUUUUUACUGGUAUUGCAACUAGUUUAAAUAGCAGCUUCAUACGCGGCCUGUCAUCAAACACUGCCGCCAUAGUGAAGGUGCACCGGAGCAUUUACGCCCGACGGUAUCCCACCGUAGUGGUGCUGCCAAAUGGAGCCACAAUCAACCUCAGCUAUCACGAGCCAAGAAAGAUAAUCAAACUUCCGCUUGAUCUGAGCCUGCUGUCGGAAGCGGAACGGAAAGCACGCAUCGAAAAGCGCAAACCAAAGCAAAAGAUCCGUAUUGACGAUGAUGUAGAGGAUACAUUCAACGCAAACAAAUACUUGAAAUAUCUGAAGAAGAAAUGA
Molecule: messenger RNA, 342 nt
Organism: Anopheles marshallii
Lineage: Eukaryota; Metazoa; Arthropoda; Insecta; Diptera; Culicidae
Gene: mRpL55
Product: 39S ribosomal protein L55, mitochondrial
Exons: 2
Coding region: 1-342 (113 amino acids)
Biological process (GO): translation
Cellular component (GO): mitochondrial large ribosomal subunit
Molecular function (GO): structural constituent of ribosome
Source: RefSeq, a predicted model, not a curated record